Messenger RNA from Cylicocyclus nassatus, 715 nucleotides. Lineage: Eukaryota; Metazoa; Nematoda; Chromadorea; Rhabditida; Strongylidae. The record is from the annotation of a GenBank genome assembly.
AUGCUUCAUUUCUUCCUUCUGUUUGCUGCAAUAGCAGUCCUGAGUGCAGGCGAGUACUUCGGACUCAUCCCGAAGUAUCACCAAGAUUAUGGACCCCUUUCUCUCAUAUUUCCUAGUCUGUAUGGGCCAAGAGAGCACUACGAACAAGAUGGACCUCAUUCUCCUGAAUUCUUUGGGCCGCAUGAGCAAGAGGAGCCUUACAGACGUCAUGGAUCCCAAUCUUUUAUAUUUCCUGAGCUCGAAAUAGUGCUCGAAUCUAGAAGAAUAAUAGUACCGAUAGGAUCCAUACUGAUACCAGAAUGGGUUAAACGCCCGUAUCCUCCACGCAGAACCCUUGAGACAAACUUACCAUUGAAUCCUACCGUAUAUGAAAUCAUCACACCAGUAGAAAACGAGGAUUACCCCAUAAAGAUUGUCAGUGAAGAGACUGAAACCCACCCGACCACACCACUACCAGAUGAUGAGCGGACCACAACUACGGCAGAAAAAGAGAAGACAAAAGAAGAGACCACUACAGCUGCUAAAGAGGAUACCACAAUGGCGUCCACAAGUGCGCAGCCACACGGAACAGAGGAAGGGGAAUUCACACCGAUCUUCGAAGGCACCACAAUUGCCCCGGUAUGGUAAAUCCUAAUCAGAUAAUGACUGAAACUUUUUAUCUGCGGAUAAAAAGAGUUUGGUGUCUCAGUCUUUUCUGUAAUAAAAUGCUUUUUAC